ACUCCAAUUUUCUCUCAUCUUUUUCAAUCAGCUGCUCAAUGGAUUUGAAGGAAAAGAAAAAACAAAUUAUUCUUCUUUUCAUCAUCGGAUUCAUCGUUCUCAAGAUCACCGCCGAAAAGUGUAGGGAACUAGCUGGGGAACAAAAAGAGACAUUAUCCCAAACUGGUAAAUUUUCCUGGUUGGAUUGUUUUGAUUUCGGCACUGGUUCCAUUGCCUGUGCAGCCAAACAAGCCGUCACACUUUACGUUUACAACAUGAGAAGCGCUCGUGUUGAGAAGGCAAAACUGCUAGCAAUGGACAAGGCGUUAAACGAUGCGAUGUCGCAGGGCGUCCCGUUCAAAGAUGCAAAGAAACAAGCCGAGAAGGUCGGUAAAAAGGCGGCCAAGCUGGCGUCGGAACAAACCGAUCGCAUCACGGGUCCGAUCAUUACGUCCGGGUGGGACUUCUUCGAAGCCGUUUACUACGGAGGGUCGUUUCCCGAAGGGGCCUUUCGGGGUCAAGGGAUGUUGCUCGGUUCAUAUGGUGGCGGAUUUUUUGGUGAGCAAUUGUUCGGGAGGUUAGGGUACCUUUUGGGAAGCCAAUUCGGGGGUUGGGUGGGUGGCAGGAUUGGGUUGAUGGUACAUGAUGUGGCCGUUGGGGUACAAUACCUUAUUUGGUUCUUUCGGGACGAAGAGUUCCGUCGGAGAUUACGAAACUCCGAUACAUGA
Hibiscus syriacus is the source of this 707-nucleotide messenger RNA. RefSeq lists its product as uncharacterized. Lineage: Eukaryota; Viridiplantae; Streptophyta; Magnoliopsida; Malvales; Malvaceae. The record is from RefSeq and is a predicted model, not a curated record. Bases 39 to 707 code for a protein of 222 amino acids. The transcript is spliced from 2 exons.